AUGGAUCUACUGGACCUGCAGUGUGACACUGUUCUGAAGCAAAAAUACGUUGAUGUUGGCGUUCCAGAUUUUCUACCAGUUUCUUCCCAGAGAGAAGUUUCCAAACUUAUUUUGCGCAGCUGCAAGAAUUCUUGCGAUGCGAUGUUUGGGAGUACGUACGUUUGCGAACAGUUUUUCUCCAGAAUGAAGAUCAACAAAACAGCAUUACGAUCAAGACUGACUGAUGAGCAUCUGAGAGCAACCUUGCGGCUUGCCACUACACGCGACUGCAUGCCUAACGUCGAUGGUCUGGUCUCUGCCAAAUUCUCUCAGAUGAGUGGACAGAAACAUGAGUGA
Biomphalaria glabrata is the source of this 336-nucleotide messenger RNA. Its product is annotated as general transcription factor II-I repeat domain-containing protein 2B-like. NCBI's taxonomy places the organism in Eukaryota, Metazoa, Mollusca, Gastropoda, Planorbidae. The coding region runs from base 1 to 336 and encodes 111 amino acids. The record is from RefSeq and is a predicted model, not a curated record. The transcript has a single exon.